UCAACAAAACCUUCAGUUCAAACAUUGCUGACAGAGGAGGGAGACCUCAUUCAAACUAGAACAGCAAACAUGUCUACAGAAAACAAUGAGGGGAAUGUGUUGAAGCGUGUCAUAAAACUGCCACUUGUCAGCUCGGCAUUACAGCAGGCCUUUACUGUCUACAUGGGUGUGAAGGGUCGAUAUCCCCUGCUUGGGUUUGUGGGGGGUGUAGCUGAGCUGAGUGUCCGCAGUGCAUCCACAGCAGCCUUGCAACAAGCAGCGCCUUUCCUACAGAACCUUGAACCAGAAAUUGAGGCAGUUAACAGUUUUGCACUGGUAGGUUUGGAACAACUAGAAAAGUUUUUCCCUAUCCUCCAGCAGCCCACAGAUGAGGUGGUUGCUAAUCUGAAGGAUGCAUUCUUCUCAAGGCUGGAUGAGGCGCAGUCUCGUGUAAAUGAUGAGCUUGACAGAGCCGCGCACAGAUUGGAUGAACUGGUGGAGCUUAGCUGGCGCCUCCUGGUGGCAGCUCAGGCGUCUGCAGCGGGGCGAGUUGUAACUGCUGGACUGGAUGAACUUCUCACUCGAUCAGAGGCAGCAGUAGCGUCUUAUUUACCUCUGCCACCCACACUACAUCGUGAGUGGGAGAUACGAGUGCAGACUUAUGAAGAUGAGGAUGAUGGUGAAGAAGACGAAGAACCUCAGAUGUGGACGCGUGUCCGCAGCCUGUUGUUGUGUUUGUACCUUCAGCUGCACCACAGAUUGAUGAAACUGAGAGAAAGAGUGGACAGGGUUUUGCAGAUACUGGGGGAAGCUGCUGAAACGGUGGGUCUAAACCAGUUGAUGGAUAUGGUUGCAUCCCUGCUGCAGCUGCUUCUGAUGUUUUACACAUCUCGAGUGCUUCAUGCAGAGGAACUGCGUUCGGCGCUCAUGGCUCGGCUCACCUCAGGUUUACAGGCACUGAAGGGUCUGCCUCCGGUACACCAGAUACUGGCUCUGCCUGCUCAGGUACGCAGCAUCAUGGACGACUUGUUGGAACUGGGACAGAUCCUCAUACAGCUACUCAUCAACACCACCCCGCUCUAUGACCUGAUAAAACAGGUUUCUGAUCUCGAUGCAACAAACAACCCAAGUCCAGAUGAACUUCCUGAAAGUUCAUCCGGCCGCACCUCUGCAAACAGCCUCUUUCUCAAGGCCAUGGAUGGUCGUCCACGUCGUCGCAGAAGCCUUUAUGCCCGUUCGCGUUGUGGGUCUGCAAGUGGGCCUUCAACCAGCCCAGUUUCCUCUCCGAUUCCUCCUGCAGUCCCAGCUAAUGACCGCAAGGGCAGUUUAAAGCCAGAUUCCCAGCUUUCAGGCCCUGCGGAAUGUGACACAUUGUCUGUGCCCACUGCAGAUAUGGUCCAUCGUCGUUCCUCAGCUACUGAGGUUCUGAUGGUUCCCAUUAUGCAAUUAGUAACACAGAGCCAACGAGCAUUUGAGUUUCUGAGCGCUGGCUCUUCAUCUGAAGACCAGGUCACACCUGUGGUGGAAACCACAGAACAUUAAGUUUCACUCUUUUUAAAUGUAACCCUUUAUCUUUAUAAUGGUAUACAGAUCAGAUGUAACCUCUGCAGCUGAUAAGCAGCUACGGAAAAUCUAACAAGCAUGUCUUCAAACAAAGAACACUAACUCUAUGGAGACUUUUUUAAUAAAUCUGCAAAAAAUAAUCUGUUUAGUAGAGGCAGUGCUUCAAGAAUUGGGUUGAUAUUUACAUACAAAUAAUUUGGAUAGUAAACCUUUUUCAAAACAAAUAUAAAUAUAUAUUUUCAAAUAUUAUCAUGUAACUUGCAGUUUAGACCAAAUAAAACAUUUCUAUUUAUUUAGCUUCACCUAACCCUAAUAUACCUUAAGCAUUGUUUUGAUUAUAGACUGGUGUUAUGAAAUGGCUGAUAGUUAAGACAAAUAGACAAGGAGAGAGCGAGAUAGAGAGAGAGGCAGAAGAUGGCGCGAGAUAGAAAUCAACUGUUUAAAACUGUUUUUCAGAAAACUUGGCAAGGAUUAAACCAUACUUUACUGAGAGAAUAACAAGAAUAUCCCUUUCAUUCUUUAGGGGCUAUUUUAUAUAGUAAUGCCAAUUUCUACAUUAUUUUUUUUAUUUUAAAGAGGAAGUCAAAGUAAACUUAUAUGGCUAAAAAAUAUUUUCAAAUAUAAUUUUAAAUAUAUUUUAAAGUAUACAAAAAUGGCCAAAAAAUAUAUCACUGUAAAAAUGUGCAGCAUUUUUGUCUAAUCAACAUAUAUUUUUGUUACUUUAACUCAAAAAAUUAAGUUAAACUAUUUCAACUUGAUUUUAUAAGUUAUGUCAACUUUUCACAAGCUAAAACUUAAAAUAAUAGUUUAAAUUGAUUUACAAAACCAAGUUGUUUUAACUUCAUGCUGCAUUUUUUACAGUGUGUGCUGAAAUAUAUUUUGAAAUAUUUUUACAAAAGAUUUUCACCAAUAUAUUUUGGCCAAAGCAUUUAUAUUCACGUAAAACAUUCAAUGUUAUAAACAUGUAAAAUUAAAUAUAUUUUCAACUUCAAAUAUAUACUUAGAAUUUUACACAUACUUAUACAUUUUAUACAUACUAUUGCCAGAAAAAAAAAAAUAUAUUUUUGCCAUAUGGGUUGUAAAAUUAGAAAUGUAUUUGUUGCCCCGAAAUACAUUUUGAAAAUUUAUUUUCAAAUUCAAAAAUAUAUUUAAUCAAGCUUAACUCAAAAUGUAUUUAGCAUAUAUUUAAAAGUUAUUUUGGCCAGAUAUUUUUUUUGCCAUGUAGGCAUCAAAUAGUCUGGCGAAAUUAAGAUUGCAGGUGUUUGAAUACUGUACUAAACAAAACAUGAGAAUCAUAGUGGAACUGAAGGAGUAAUGAAAGUAAACUAAUAGUGAGAAGGACAGAAUUUCAAUUAUAAACUGAAUGUUUGUUCUGCUGCUUUGUGUAUAGCUAAACUGCUACUAUUUAGAUGUCCAAGUAUCUCUUAACUGUUUGCAUCCUAUUAGUUUCCUGUAGUGCUUUUCUAGUCAAGUUUGAAUUUAAACUAAAUAAAACGUUUGCUAAAAUGCUGAUGUUGUUUUUGAUAUUUUUCCCCACCAAGUAAUGACGAGUAAUUCAACAAAAAAUGUCCAUAUAACAACAUUUAUCCUUUAUUGAAAUUGACACCCAAAAUAAAAUACAAUCAAUAUACGGUAAACAAGGUAAGCAUACAUUUUUUACAGUCUGUAAUAUAGUGCGGUAUAUACAGAAUUCUAUAGUUAGUACUGUAACAGCAGUUUGAGUUAUAGCUGCAUUCAGUAACACUGUAUCUCUAUCUUCUUGUUAUGGAUUGCAAUUGAAAUAAACAUACAAUAUAUACAUUUUAUUACACAUCUGGACACUUUGAUGGGAAAAUAAAGGGGCCCAUGAAUUCAGAUAUGUUUAGUGCAAAAUGAUUUUUUUUU
Molecule: messenger RNA, 3426 nt
Organism: Paramisgurnus dabryanus
Lineage: Eukaryota; Metazoa; Chordata; Actinopteri; Cypriniformes; Cobitidae
Source: RefSeq, a predicted model, not a curated record